UUACAGAGCUAAAAGCAUCCUCCACUCUCUUUGUCCACUGCAGCCCAUUCUGCAUGCGGAGCAGAUCGGACGUGGAAAUUGUAUCCUUCGCUCAAUCCAAGGAAUAUAUUUUGAACAUACGUGAUACAGAAGCCGGAGGGAGUUCACUAUCUGGACUGGAACAAUGUUUCUCUUGCAGUAUACAGGACUGAACCCGUUGUCCUUUGACCCAUGCUCCAAUAACGAACCCCUGCAGUUCAGCAACUCAAACGUGCCGCUGGUGUCAGACAGUCCCCUGGAGAACGGAGCUGAGAAGAGCAUUAAGAGGAAGAGACCCAGCCUGCCCCCAGAAGGGAUUCGUAACAUAUCCAUGGACAUGUCCAACCCCAUGUCAGACCCCAACGCCUGGGCCACCGCCAUGAACAACCUUGGCAUGGCUCCCAUGAGCAUGACAGGACAGCCCCUUAUGUCAGAUUUUGACCAAGGCCUUGGCAUGAUGACAGGCAUCGGUCCCAUGAACCCCAUGAUGCCCGGCCUCGGCAUGGUGCCCCCACCCCCCCUCCCCCUUGAUCUGCCCAUCGUCAAGGAAAUCAUUCACUGCAAGAGCUGCACCCUCUUCCCCCCCAACCCCAGUAAGUAUAUUUACCUCUUACCCAAGUAA
Molecule: messenger RNA, 640 nt
Organism: Oncorhynchus masou masou (cherry salmon)
Lineage: Eukaryota; Metazoa; Chordata; Actinopteri; Salmoniformes; Salmonidae
Product: ecto-NOX disulfide-thiol exchanger 2-like
Exons: 4
Coding region: 164-640 (158 amino acids)
Biological process (GO): ultradian rhythm
Cellular component (GO): plasma membrane; external side of plasma membrane
Molecular function (GO): oxidoreductase activity
Source: RefSeq, a predicted model, not a curated record